This is a messenger RNA of Medicago truncatula (barrel medic), 1097 nucleotides long. Its product is annotated as protein LURP-one-related 5. The transcript has 2 exons. NCBI's taxonomy places the organism in Eukaryota, Viridiplantae, Streptophyta, Magnoliopsida, Fabales, Fabaceae. Bases 247 to 882 code for a protein of 211 amino acids. The record is from RefSeq and is a predicted model, not a curated record.
GAAAUAUCUCUCCACCCUCCUUUACAAUAUUUUCCCAGCUCAAUAAAUAUUCUUUUUCCAUUUAGCACAAAAACACGUUUCUAAUACAAAAUAAGACAACCCUUUACAGCACAAAAUAAAAAGCAUAUCUUAAAAGUUCUUCUCUAUUUAAGGUGUGUCACACUAUAACUUUACUCUAAUUCAUUCAACUCAUAUACCUUUAACUCAUUCAUCUCUUCACACAUAUUUCAAUAACCCUUAAAGAGAAUGAACAACGAAGAGUUAGUUAUUCAAGAUGAGUAUGUAUACAAAGAAGAAACCAACCUUACAGUUCUGAAAACAUCUAGGUUUUUCAGUGGUGAUGGGUUUGUUGUGUAUGAUUGUAAGGGACAACUCGUUUUCCGGUUUGACUCGUAUGGACCAAACACACGUGAUAAGGAAGAACUUGUUCUUAUGAACACACAUGGUCGUUCUCUUCUCACCUUGCGUAGAAAGAAACCAAGUCUUCAUCAAAGAUGGGAAGGAUUCAAAGGAGAGAGAAAAGACGGUGAUAAACCAAUCUUCAAUGUGAAAAGAUCAUCAAUAAUCGCACGGUCAAGAAUGACCAUAACAGUGGAGGUACACGAUAACCCAGGUGUGGAGUACCUCAUUGAAGGGUGUUUCCCACAAAGAUGCUGUAAGAUUUUUAAUGCCACAAAGAAAUUAGUGGCUGAGAUUCGUCGUAAAGUGGACCCCACCACUAGUGUUAUGCUUGGGAAAGAAGUGUUCAUGCUUUGUGUUCAACCUGAUUUUGAUGUGUCCUUUGCCAUGGGAUUGGUUUUGGUACUUGAUCAAAUCAAUGGUGAGAAUUUCUUUGAUAAUGGAACCAUUGAAACCUCGGUGCACCCUACUACAGAAGAUUGAUGAAUUGCUUCUUCGUUUGUUCUAUUUUGAGAUUUGUCCCUUUUUUUAAUUUGUGCUUCCUUUGUUGUAUGAAUGACAUUAAUAAAAUGGUUAAUGGUGUAAAUUUACUAUACCUUUCAAAUUUCAAGCCAUACAUGCUUCAAAUACACUAUAUUUGGCAUGGCUAUUUUGUACACUAAUUCGUCAAUUAAUCGAUAAUCCCUACAUUAUAAUAA